AAAUCUGAAGUGGCCGGCUACUUCGGCAGCUAGUGUGUGUUUAUGUGUGUGUGGGUGAAGGUGCAGGGUAGUACCUCUCUGUUUUAGCGGACACCACCACGUCUGACAACCAUGGCAGGAGCAGACGAGUUCAUGAAGUACCGUUCCCCGCUGGUGUCGAGAUAUGCCAGCAAGGAAAUGGCCUACAACUUCAGUGACAGGAAGAAAUUCACAACCUGGAGGAAGCUGUGGAUAUACCUGGCUAAGGCUGAGAAGGCUUUAGGUCUGCCCAUCACGGACGCUCAGGUUCUGGAGAUGGAGAGCCACGCAGAGGACAUCGACUUCGCCAUGGCAGCUGAAGAAGAACGUAAGCUCAGGCAUGAUGUCAUGGCUCACGUCCACACCUUCGCACACUGCUGCCCCGCUGCUGCUCCAAUCAUCCACCUCGGAGCCACCUCCUGCUACGUGGGAGACAAUACUGACCUAAUUAUGCUGCGUGAUGGAUUUGACAUUCUGUUGCCUAAGCUGGCGAGAGUCAUUGACAGACUGGCAAACUUUGCAGAGAAAUACGCUGACCUCCCAACGCUUGGCUUCACACACUACCAGCCUGCCCAGUUGACCACUGUAGGAAAGCGAGCAUGUCUGUGGCUGCAGGACUUGUCCAUGGACAUGCGGAACCUUCAGCGAGCCCGCGACGACCUGCGUUUCCGGGGUGUUAAGGGGACCACUGGCACCCAAGCCAGCUUCUUGCAGCUCUUUCAGGGCGACCAUGACAAGGUAGAAGAGCUUGACAGGAUGGUGACUGAUAUGGCUGGCUUCAAAAAAGCCUACCUGGUGACUGGACAGACUUACAGUCGUAAAGUGGACAUAGACAGUCUGUCCAGCUUGGCCAGUUUGGGAGCUACUGUUCACAAGAUCUGUACUGACAUCCGUCUGCUCGCCAACCUGAAGGAGAUCGAGGAGCCUUUUGAGAAAGAACAGAUUGGUUCUAGUGCCAUGCCCUACAAGAGGAACCCCAUGCGUGCGGAGCGUUGCUGUAGCUUGGCCCGACAUCUGGUGGCACUGAUGGCUGACCCGCUGCAGACGGCCUCAGUCCAGUGGCUGGAAAGGACGCUGGAUGACAGCGCCAACAGGAGGAUCUCCCUGCCCGAGUCUUUCCUGACUGCGGACAUCAUCCUCAGCACGCUGCAGAAUGUCACAGAAGGACUGGUGGUGUACCCCAAAGUCAUUGAGAGACACAUCCGUCAUGAGCUGCCCUUCAUGGCGACAGAGAACAUUAUCAUGGCCAUGGUGAAGGCCGGAGGUAACAGACAGGACUGCCAUGAGAAGAUCCGUGUCCUGUCCCAGGAAGCAGCAGCUGUGGUCAAACAGGAGGGUGGUGAUAAUGACCUGCUGGCCAGAGUCCAGGCUGACCCCUACUUCGCCCCCAUCUUGGGGCAGCUGGACGCCCUACUUGACCCCAAGACCUUUAUUGGUCGUGCUCCUCAACAGGUGGCCAGGUUCCUGUCUGAGGAAGUACGCCCCCUGCUGGAGCCCUACAAGGCUAAGAUGGAUAUCAAGAUUGAGCUUGAGCUCUGAAACACAGACACACACACACACACACACACGUACACACAAACCAAGAGAAAGAGACUUCAUCAUGAUGUGUGUCCAUGGUGAAUGCUACGUUGUACCUCAAUAAAGAACAAUGGUUGAAUGAA
Thunnus maccoyii (southern bluefin tuna) is the source of this 1679-nucleotide messenger RNA. RefSeq names its product adenylosuccinate lyase (gene adsl). Gene Ontology annotation, cellular component: cytosol. NCBI's taxonomy places the organism in Eukaryota, Metazoa, Chordata, Actinopteri, Scombriformes, Scombridae. Gene Ontology annotation, molecular function: (S)-2-(5-amino-1-(5-phospho-D-ribosyl)imidazole-4-carboxamido) succinate lyase (fumarate-forming) activity; N6-(1,2-dicarboxyethyl)AMP AMP-lyase (fumarate-forming) activity. The record is from RefSeq and is a predicted model, not a curated record. Gene Ontology annotation, biological process: 'de novo' AMP biosynthetic process. The transcript is spliced from 12 exons. Bases 112 to 1557 code for a protein of 481 amino acids.